UUUUCAGAGCUUCAAGCUUCCUGUCUCCCCCGCUGUGUUUUUUAUCGGUGGACCAGCCCGAGAUGGAGGUUGGGAGGGGGUGCUUAGCAGAGGAGAGAGGGAGAACAGCAUUUUGAAACCCAGCUGAUCAGAGCUGUGGUAUUCUGCCACCGAGGCAGAGGCAGGGGGAGCGUGACUGGAAAAAGAAAAGAGAAGGCACCUGAAGAAUUUAUGAUUUUAAGACGGAGGUUUUACAAAUUGAAGAGGGGGAAUAUAAAUGAUUUUUUAUUUCAUUGGCAUCUGCGAACUCAUGUGAAGAAAGAACCUCUGUGGGAAGAUGUGAGAGCCUUUGGCAGGGUGGAAAUCUAAGGAGAAACGCACAGAAAAGGGUUUACGUCAGGCCCUGGAAAACAGUUCAGGGAGUCCUUUGAUUCGAGAGAGGGUUGAAUAGCCCCCGUGGAAAGAGGAGUGAUGUCUUGGCUGUCACCCGUGUCAUGGGCCAAAUGGACGUGGACGGCAGUGCGAGGGGGAGAGGGAGAGGAGGAUGAAGAGGGGCAUGAAGCCAGUGAAGAGAGGCAGCAACUUGAAGAGGAGGAGGAGGAGGAGGAGGAGGAGAGAUCUCAAAGCUACAGCUCUGACUCAGAGAGUCAUUUUGAAACUCCUGAAGCAUCGACUCCUGUCCACUCUCCUUCAACCUUCCCCGAAGAGCUGGAGAACAACAACACUGAUGCAGACAAAACAGAUGUGGAUCAGGAGGAGCAGCUAAUAGUGACUGCUCCUGUGUUGGAUCAGGAUUUUUGGCUCAGCCACAACAUGGGUCAGGAUGAGCCUGUGGCGCCCAUGGGUGGCCUUCUGGAGGUAAACUUUGAGACUCUGCCCGCACGGCAACCAGAGAAUCUCCCAGAGGCCUUGGGCUCUGCCCCUGCACCAUCAUUAGUGAAUGAAAAGCCUGAAGUGCCUGAAUGCACAGCUGUAUCCUCUGAGCCAUUCCAAGACCCGGCGCCUGUCCUAGUUGCAGCUCCAGAUACAGUUCUAGAUCCAGCUCUAGCUCUAGAUCCAGCUUUAGAUACAGCUUUAGAUACAGCUCUAGAUCCAGCUUUAGAUACAGCUUUAGAUACAGCUCUAGAUCCAGCUCUAGAUCCAGCUCUAGAUACAGCUUUAGAUACAGCUCUAGAUCCAGCUCUAGAUCCAGCUUUAGAUACAGCUCUAGAUACAGCUCUAGAUACAGCUCUAGAUCCAGCUNCAGCACCAGAACCCAUUAUCACAGAACCAGUUUCUAAACCAGCACCAGAACCCAUUAUCACAGAACCAGUUUCUAAACCAGCACCAGAACCAGUUUCUAAACAAGCACCAGAACCCAUUAUCACAGAACCAGUUUCUAAACCAGCACCAGAACCCAUUAUCACAGAACCAGUUUCUAAGCCAGAACCAGAACCAGUUUCUAAACAAGCACCAGAACCCAUUAUCACAGAACCAGUUUCUAAACAAGCACCAGAACCCAUUAUCACAGAACCAGUUUCUAAACCAGCACCAGAACCCAUUAUCACAGAACCAGUUUCUAAACAAGCACCAGAACCCAUUGUCACAGAACCAGUUUCUCUACCAGUGUCAGAACCGGUUUCUGAUCUUCUUCCAGAAACUGCUUUGCCAGUUUCAGACUCAACUGCAACUCUUAACGUAGACGAUAUUCCUAUCCCUAAAUCAGGAGCCUAUAACUUCGAUCCCAAUCAGUGGGACGACCCCAACUUCAAUCCGUUUGGUAGCAACAGCACAGCGAGCACCUCUCCAGUGCUCCCUAAGAGCUCCUACAGUUUUGAUCCAGACAAUUUUGACGACUCUGUGGACCCUUUUAAAUCCUCCAAAAAUACUACCAACGAGGACUCGUCCAGCAGUGCCCCUCAGCCGGAGAAGAAAGUGAAAGACGUGGGCAAACCUAAAGUAGUGAAACCGGCGGGAGAGAAGAAAGCCAGGCAGAUUCCCAAGAAAGAAAAAGAGAGGGCAGUCGACCCGGGGACCUCUGAGCAAGUCAAGUUUCUCUGUUUUCUGUUGAACUCCUGUAAAGUUCAGAAAUAUGAUGAGAGCCAGUCCUUGGUGCUUGAAGUGUGCGAUCAGGAGAAGGAGGAGGAGGAGGAGGUGGUGGCCUCGACCCCAGAGAUCACUCAGCGAGUUCAUCACGCCACUGAUGAGGAGAAGCUCGCCUGCACCGGCAUGUUGGGCCAGACCGCAGACAUCCAGGAGGAGAGAGGAGAACCCCAGUGCAACAAAGCACCUCUGAAAAAACAGACAGUCGAUAAAUCAAUCGAUGAUAUAUGUCUUAAGGAUGGUCCUGAGACAAAGAUUACAGAUCACCCAGAGGAGAAGGAAAUCUACAGUCUGAAAAGUGAUAUAAGUGAGAUGUCCAUGAAGCUUUCUACAAAGAUGGCCAGCAGUGAGGGCUCAGACGCUGCCGCCCUGUCCCAAGACCACAUCUCUCUGAGUGAGAUGGACAAGGCCGCAGUGCUCACCCUGAUCAGAGAGGAGAUCAUCACUAAGGAGAUUGAGGUCAGUGAGUGGAAGAAGAAGUAUGAGGACAGCAGAUUGGAGGUUUUGGAGAUGAGGAACAUAGUUGCAGAGUAUGAGAAAACAGUUGCACAGAUGAUUGAGGACGAGCAGAACCAGAAGACUCUGUCCUGCAGUAAGUCUGUCAGACAGUUGACCUUGGAGAGGGACCAGGCAAUAGCCGACCUCAACUCUGUGGAGCGCUCCUUCGCUGACCUCUUCAGGAGGUACGAGAACAUGAAGGGGGUCCUGGAGGGCUUUAAGAAGAAUGAGGAGAUGCUGAAGAGGUGUGCGCAGGACUACCUGAUGCGGAUCAAGCAGGAGGAGCAGCGAUACCAAACCCUCAAGGUGCACGCUGAGGAGAAACUGGACAAGGCUAACGAGGACAUAGCACAGGUACGUGCCAAGGCCAAUUCUGAGGGCGUGGCACUGAGCGCCAGUCUGAGGAUGGAGCAGAUGAAGGCGGAUUCACUAGAAAGAGCCGUCCUUCAAAAGAAUCAAGAGAUUGAGGAGCUCACUAAGAUCUGCGACGAACUGAUCGCCAAACUGGGACCAGAUUAAGUGGCCUUAACUCAAACUCUCACUGCAACAUUCAUGUAAAUACUGUACAUGAUCACACAUAAGCACACUUUUCUUUUUUCCGGCUCAUAUGUAUUUGAAAAAUACAUUUAAAAUCCAGACCGCUUGCUCCUUUCAAACUAGAAUAUGAAAGCAGAGCAAUAAUCUGUCAUAGUGUUAAUCAUGUCAUCGCAGUGGAAGAAGCACAAAGUCAAUAUGAGGUGAAUUGAAUUAUUCCUAAAGAGAUUUUUUUAUAUUUGGUGAAAGAUUUACAGUAAAGGCUUGUUUUAUUCUUCAAGCAUUCAACAGUUUUUUGACCGUUCUUGUUUUUAAAUGUAUUUGCAUUUGUUCUUUUACAAAGAAUUUCCAUUAACGUUUGAAACAGCACACUUCAUACAAAUCUGUAGGAAACUAAGGAUAAUACAUAUGGGGACACAGCACAGAUGAAUUUUAGCACAGUGUGUCCUUGAUUGAUUGAUUGAUUGAUUGAUUGAUUGAUUGAUUGAUUGAUUGAUUGAUUGAUUGAUGAAGAAAAGACACAUCUCUCUAUGGAGAGCCUAAACUGAUUUUAUGGCGCUUUUCCACUGCAGGACCUUGCACAGCUUAGUACGGUAUGGUUAGGCCUUGGUUGGCCAGGCUCACGUUAUGCUGCAUUUCCAUUACAGUUUACCAACUGGGGUAGUAACUAUAGUAACGCAGUGUAGGCGGGGCGAUCGGCUGUUCGGC
This is a messenger RNA of Notothenia coriiceps (black rockcod), 3801 nucleotides long. RefSeq names its product transforming acidic coiled-coil-containing protein 1-like. Gene Ontology annotation, cellular component: cytoplasm. The transcript is spliced from 14 exons. Lineage: Eukaryota; Metazoa; Chordata; Actinopteri; Perciformes; Nototheniidae. The record is from RefSeq and is a predicted model, not a curated record. Gene Ontology annotation, biological process: nuclear migration; cerebral cortex development; mitotic spindle organization. The coding region runs from base 451 to 3078 and encodes 875 amino acids.